UCCUUGCAAAAUUGCGAACUCAAAUCGAAAUAUUCACGUGGAUAUACGCAUGAAUGGUAUUGAAUUUUGUGUUCAGGCAAGCAGAUUGUGUGAUUUUAUCCUUUUAAUAUAUUUUUGAAGAAGAACGUGUUUCUUAACUUACAUACGUGUUCGUGAUUCCGUCUGUCAUCAACUUCCUCGGCAGUCCACGAUACUCCAGGUGCGCUGGGUUUCCUCUUCCCAACUUGCUGCUUCGCCUUGACUCAAGGCCUGCAAUGACUACUCUGCUAUCGGCUACUUCACUCCAAUACUCCUUCGGUCAACUCCUCCAGGACUCUCGUCUUGGAGCUCUGCCUGAUGGACACCACACGCUAGCACCUGCAGGAACUCGGCAGUUGCAGUGACGAGUCAUUGUUCCAAGUUGUCUCCAGCAGGAGAACUCGCACAGCGAGUUUGCAUAGUGAUUGUCAGCCUCUGGACACCUCCAUGGGGCACCUUGGGAGCGGCCUAGCUGGGUGAGACGGCGGAGAGACGCGGGUUUCAAGUUGCUGUUGGCAUACGUGUCAAAGUGGAGAAAGAAAAUGGCACCCAAGCCUUCUUAUCAGUUACUAAUUUGGUCAGUACCAACCGUUGCAUUGCUGCUGACUUGCUUGUGGUAUCGCAGGAAGAGGAGCUCAUUGCGAAAUGACCCUGGAGGAACAGCUAGUGUUGACUUAGCAGCUUUGCUGUCAAAGCGACGUGAUCACGGUAGAGAACCAGCUGCCGCACAGGGUGAAAGUCAGUGCGAGAGCACUCAGCAAGUCGAAACGACUGCCACAGAAAUAAUAGAGCACAAAGAAAUUGGCUCAACAAAAGAUCAGUGCAAAAAAAGUGAAUCUGAUUCAGUUUCUUCAAUUCAAAGACGAGACCUGUACACAUCACAAAAUAAAUUAGAUAUAAAAAAUAAAAGUUUGCUUCUAGAAAACAGCUUAGAAUCACAUCAUAUAGUUUCUUAUUUGGGCUCAGAACCUCUGAUUCUCAAAACUAAAGAAGUUGAUAAGCUUAGUGAAUCCAGUAAAGUAUCUGGAGGUCAGGAGGAGAUAACAGAAGAAACUCUGUGCAAAGGAAAAAGUGAAGAGAAUAGUCAGAAUAAAGAAAUAAUUGAAUGUAAAGAAAAAAGUGACGAAACUUGUAAGGCUGAAACCGAAGAUACUGAAUCCAAGGUUGAAACUACGGAUUGUGGUGCAAGAAGAUCAGAAGAAGUUGUGUCAAUUAAUAAUAUAACAGUGUUAUCAGAAGAGUUGUCUGAAGAUAUAUCUGAUAAGAGUAUAGAUAUUUUAACUAAUCAACAAGUUCAAGAAUCAAAUUCUGUCACCAAACCUUGCAGUGGCACUGUUUUUAUCUCUGACAGUCUUUCACCCGAGCAGCCAGCAGAAGAAGCGUGUGUUUUCUCCAGUGACGAAUGUGGUGUAACCAGCGGUUUAGAACCUGAAAGCUUACAAAGAGAUCUCGAAUGUACUGCAGUCCAGUCUUCUCUGUGUGAGAGUUGUAGUGUUAGUGACAUAGUGCCAGCGAAACAGCGUUUCGAAGACAGUGGUGCGGUGACGUCUGCCGAGAGUGCCGUGAGCGCUAGCGGGUCGGUGGAGGAGGCAGGUUGCAGCAGUGGUAGCGUAGCAGGGAGGACUGUCAUGGCGCGCAAGUCGAGCACAGACCUCGCGAUGGAGAGGCCCGCGGACUCAGACGGAGCGGCACAGCACCGGGAAUCCAAGCUCUCCGCGUCCGAGCACAGUGUUCAAGCGGAGAGAGACUCGGCCAAUCACAGCCCAGCUGAUGUGAUGCUGGGAAGUCCAGCCAUCAGCAACUAUUCAGAUGCUAAUAGUGAGGGCUCAAGUGACAGUGGGAAGGGUUGCAGCGACAUGGCAACUCCUCCCCCGCGUACGCCAGCCAGCGGCAGUUCGCUUGCCGGCGACGUGCCCUCCAUCUACGAGUUCGUGCUGCCGCAGCAUUUGGUCGGCCGUCUCAUCGGCAGAUUCGGCGCCUUUGUUCACCAGAUCAAGGACAAGACGAAUGCCAACAUACUCAUCAAAAAGCAUCCGGACACGACAAAACUAAAAAUAUGCGCUAUCGAAGGGAACCAAAUGGGUAUAGACAGAGCAUUAGAAAUGAUUCGUGACAAAUUUCCACAGAAGAAGUACCCGAAUGUGACGUUGGAGCAAGUGUGUUUUGUACCAGCUACACCUGUUUUUCCUGUUCCUCAGUGUGUGCAGUUGCGGCUCGUGGAGGGCGUGAACAACGACGUGAUAGUGUCGUACAUGGUGACGCCGGCGCACGUGUUCCUGCAGCAGCCGACGCACCCCACCUUCCUCAACCUGAGCGCCCUGGCGGCCUUCAUGCAGACGUGCUACUGCGAGCCCGAAGUGCCCGCCCUGCCUCGGCCCGUGGCCGCGGAUGUAAUCUGCGUCGCUCCUGUGAUGGGUGACUGGUGCAGAGCUCAAGUGGUGACGGACGAAGCGGAAGACGGCACGAGCACCAUCCGUCUGCUGGACUACGGAGGUUACGACGUAGUCGACUGUUCCGUGCUGCGGCAGAUUCGCCAGGACUUCAUGCUGCUCCCCUUCCAAGCAGCUGAAGCCUACCUCGCCAACAUAAGCCCUGCAGGAGGUGUAGAAGAGGAAUGGAGCAAAGAAGCAUUUGAUGUUCUGGAGGAAUUGACCAAGGGUCAGGUGGUGGAGGCUCAGGUGGUAGGCUAUGCGGAGAACAGUGUGCCCAUUGUCUACCUGUUCUCUAUAGUGAGGUCAAAGGCUAUCUUUGUAAAUUACGAGUUGGUAAAACGUGGCUUGGCGGAAUGGACAGAGGGAUUCACCAUUAUGAAUGGAAGCGGAAUUGCAUUGGAUGGUAACGUUGCAGAAGAAUGUGGUCGACCAGUUGCAGCUGAACAGUGACUUUUCCUCAUUUAACUGUUUUUACGCAUUCAGAGUGGAAGAUGUAAACGCAAGCACUCACAGGCGGGUGCUCUGUAGAUUGGAGUGCACAGAGAAAGGCAAAGGCAACACGUUUAGUGCACUGUCGUUAUGUUUCUCUGGUUGAAUCAUCUUUAGGCAUGCAGAUUACAUGUAUGUGCCUGAUAGGAGAGUGCAAGAAAAAAUUAUUAUUUGUUGGGUACCGAUGCAACAUGUCUGCUGCAUGUGUGUCUCGAAGUACGUGCAUGUGAGUACUUGAGUUUAAUUUUUGACUUUAAUUCAGUAGCCUAGUGGCCUGUUCUUUUGUUUUUACAUAUUAUUAGUGAUAUGAUACCGAUUUCAGAUGUGUGUUGAUUUGUUUCAUUUGGUAUUAUGAUUUUUACUAUAUAUGUAAUAAAACAGUAAUUUGUUUAUAAGCUUUUUUUUCGGCUGUUAGCAUAAAGUAUGUUAGAAAAUGUGGUGAUAGUGCUCCAGAAGUGAAUGGGGUUUUCUUUUUAUUUUACCAUGAAUAACUACUGCUUGAGUGUUUGUCAUUUGCAAAAUAAAACUCUUGGUUUUUAGUGCAAAUAUUGUAAGUGCCAAACAGGAGGUAGCAUCAAUUUGUGGUAAUCCUAACACAGAUACGGCUGUUAAAAUACUGUAGGAAAUUUUACUACAUCAGAACUAGCUAUUUAGACGUUAGCUGAUUAAAGUAUGUUGACUUGUAUGUAUAUGUUAUCACUUUACUUUUAUAAAUAUCACUGUGAUUUUUAUAAAAACUUCACCUGUGUAAUUUUGCUCCCACAUUCCAUAUAAUUUCUUUGUCAUUGGUGGUGAGCAGAUGGUGAUGAAAAUAAUUAUUACAUAUUAAUUUAUUUUAUAAAUACAUGUAAAUUCUUCUCCUGUGUAUUUGCACAUGCAUAUGUUCUUUGUUGCUUAACCAUAAGUACCAACAAGAAAGUUGUGUUUUUUGUCGUAAAUUAGGUAAUAUCAGUUGUUUCUUAAGUUUUGCUAAGAUUGUAGUUUUGUACAUGAUAAUUGUCAUUUUGUUAACUGUGGAAAACUUUUGUUAUGAUUGACAGUGUACAACUAUGCAUUUUCAAUUUUGAUGUACAUAAUUGUCAAAUAAAUAUCUAGUAAGUUGGUUUAAAUAAAUGUGUUUUCUGUUAA
Bacillus rossius redtenbacheri is the source of this 4067-nucleotide messenger RNA. Its product is annotated as A-kinase anchor protein 1, mitochondrial-like. The coding region runs from base 561 to 2900 and encodes 779 amino acids. Lineage: Eukaryota; Metazoa; Arthropoda; Insecta; Phasmatodea; Bacillidae. Gene Ontology annotation, molecular function: RNA binding. The transcript is spliced from 10 exons. The record is from RefSeq and is a predicted model, not a curated record.